Conger conger (European conger) is the source of this 1022-nucleotide messenger RNA. Its product is annotated as TOG array regulator of axonemal microtubules 1. Gene Ontology annotation, biological process: microtubule cytoskeleton organization. Lineage: Eukaryota; Metazoa; Chordata; Actinopteri; Anguilliformes; Congridae. Gene Ontology annotation, cellular component: cytoplasmic microtubule; cilium. Gene Ontology annotation, molecular function: microtubule binding. The coding region runs from base 7 to 642 and encodes 211 amino acids. The record is from RefSeq and is a predicted model, not a curated record. The transcript has 4 exons.
CAGCUGAUGGCCCAGAUGGGAUCAAAAUGCAUCCAGGAGCGCAUCAGAGCUAUAAACCAGCUAGUGGAGGACUGCACCUUGAAGCCAGAGAUGGUCAAGCCCUGUAUAUUCUCGGUUUUUGACAACAUCAGAGCCAGGCUGCUGGAGUCGAAUAGAUGCGUUAAUCUCCACAUGUUGAAGGCCCUUGGGACCAUAAUCCCCCAAAUGAAGGAGAGUUUGAACAAGGUGGUCUACCAGCUGAUCCCUGCCAUCGCUGACAACCACCUCAAUUCCAAGACCAACGCCAUCUACUGUUCCGCCCUAGCUGCCAUCCGCAGUGUUGUGCACAAUCUCGAUAACUCCAUCCUUCUGGAGGUUUUUGUCACCAAGGCCCAGCUCCUUGGUGGGCGUGCAAAGACAGACCUCACUGAUGCCGUUACAGACAUGGCGAUAAAGCUGUACCCCCGCAGGCCUAAGAUGGUGGAACAGCAGACGCUUCCUCUCCUGUGGCACAUGCUGGCCGUCCGCAGUCGCAGUGCUGCCACGGCUACCUUGUUCAGGGCCCUGUACGGUCACAUGGGGGCCAGGCUGCCGGUGGCGGCUGCCUAUCAGCCCGUCAUCGUCCGUAACGGCCUCCAGCGCCUGCUCAGCUCUGCUCAUUAACGCCUGGGGACCAGCGAUGUAAAGAGAUGCCUGUUCUGCAGACAUAUGUCUGAACACCUGAGACGUCGGGCUAUGAAAUUUUAAUGUAAUGACUAAUGCAAGGGGAAAUUAUAGCCAAACUUCAACUGGACUGUGGAGGUAGUCCAGGCAGACAGAGCAGAAGCCAGUGCCCAGGAACAGCUUUACAAGACAAGGAGCAGAAAUAUGUUCUUGAAAAUUAGCUCAGAUGAUCCUGUCAUUAGUUAUGAUGCAUUUUCUUUAUGGUAAAAUUAGAGAUGACUUGGCAUGACUUGCCAGAGCUCUUAAAAUGCAGAAAGCAAAAGGUGAAGAGAACAUGGUGAACAGAAACCCCUCACUGUAAUUGGAUGAUAAUAUAGCAG